Molecule: messenger RNA, 1566 nt
Organism: Funneliformis geosporum
Lineage: Eukaryota; Fungi; Glomeromycota; Glomeromycetes; Glomerales; Glomeraceae
Source: the annotation of a GenBank genome assembly
AUGUUUGAAGAAAUCUUUAAAAGACGAAUUCAUGAAAUGAAUUCGCUUAGAACCCGUAAGGAAACCAAACUGGCAUAUGAAGAGGAAUGUAAUCGUUUAAAAAUGUUAGUAGAACUCCUGACAGAACAACGUAAAGAAUCGGUAGAAACCAUACGAUUGGUGAAUAGCGGAUUAAAUGAUUUGAUAAGCAGUCUGCAAAAAAAGAAUCCGCCAAGUGACGUUACUCCAAUCCCUAAUGAAUUUAUAAGCACCAGAGCAGCUCAACUUAUAAAUUCAAUUCAAGCUGAACUUGAAAUUGACGGUGUAUUACCACCGGACGAUUUAGAAGAUGAAAGUCAUAAUGUCAUGGAAGUAGUAAAUGAAUCAUCAUCUUUAAAACCCAUUAAACGACACGAUGAUGAUGGAUUGAAAACGGAAUUGGUUAUCCUACAAAGCCAAAUGAAUAGAUUAAGAACCGAACAAGACAAAUUAUCUUUAAAUAUUGAUCAACAUCGAAAACAAAAAAAUGGCAAAGUUCAUGGAGAAUCAAGCAACCAUGCUCAUAAACGUUUCAUCAACAUCAAUUUAUCGAAGGAAAGCUUGGAUGAUAGUGAUAGUAGUGGAAUGGAUACCGAAAGAGAUGAAGAUUCUUACACGGAACUAAUAAAGAAGCAGGAAAAAGAAAUUAAUAGACUUCGUCAAAGAAUUAAGAUUUACGACAACCAGUUUAGAGAUUAUCAAACCGUGAAUGGCGUGGAGAACAUGAUCGACACGGACGAAACUAAAGAAAUCAAAGGAGAAUUCAAGAAUUUACAACGAUUGUUCCAUAAAUUCACGAGCGUAUCGGGUGAAGUGGAUACCAAAGAAGCGAAAUCUUUAUUGGAAUUAUAUCAAUUGGAAUCAUUCCAGAAUAAUUCCAAGUCAUCAAAGAUACAUUUGGCCGCAGCAAUGGAAAAAAGGUUGUUAUCAACACUUCAAGAAGAAGUUAAAGGUUACUUUGCAGAAACGGAAAAGAACUCAUACUUUGGAGAAGAUUAUGAUGACGACAAUCUUGAAUUGGACCUAGUUGAAACCACCGAAAAAUUAGUCGAAUUACUAAAUAGAUUUGCAAAUGCUCGUACCAACGGAGACAAAUCUCUCAAGAAAACAUGCAACGAACUUCGUUCUUUAAUCUAUUCCUCACUAAGCACCUUCUCCUUUUCAAAAUCUGGAGAUGGGACACAUCCAUUUAUUACUUCAUUGGUGUCACAGUUCAUAAAAUUCAUGGAAGCAUAUCAUGCAUACUCAUCGACAGAAUUAUCGCAAGUUAAAGAAGAAGCGAAACAAAUUAUCUUGGAAUUUAUUUCUCUUGUUUAUUUCAAAUUAAAAUCUUUAGAUCCUCAAUCAGAAUUGAUUUUUUAUAAACAAUGUUCAGAAGUUGAUGAAUACAAAAUGAAAGGCGCUUGGAAUAAGACCGAUUCAUCAAAUCAAGAGGUUGAAAUUUGUUAUUUCCCCGCUGUUAUAAAAAAUAAUGCCACACAGAAUAUUCUGAUCAGCAAAGCUCAAGUGUUGACUCGUCCUCGUUAUAAACCAAUGACACACAUUUAA